GGCGUCCCAACUCUUAUCUUUUAUCAUUUGCGUUCUUUUCAGAUUUGAAUGUCAAAUCCACAAAAAAGAUUGUGCCGUAGAUUAGCUUCCUCUAGUAGCUACUUGUUUCCGUUCGAAGUUCGGUGCUUUACAUUAGAUCUUUUGUUGCAGCCAUGACAUCCAGAGGACUUUCAGUAGCUCUUAGGAAUGCUCCUCGAUUGCUGCAGCAAUCACAUCGCACCGCUGCUCACUUUACCUAUAUGCCAUCAGGGGUGAAACCGGAAAUCGCAAGCGCUGGCGGUCCUCUAGAGAAGAUGAAUCUUUGCCAAGCAGUCAAUAGUGCACUACAUAUAGCAAUGGAAAAGGACGACACAGCAUUGUUGUUCGGAGAAGAUGUUGCGUUUGGAGGAGUAUUCAGAUGCACGGUGGGAUUGAAGGACAAAUUCGGUGAGGAGCGUGUUUUCAACACUCCUCUCUGUGAACAAGGUAUUGUCGGAUUCGGCAUUGGAGCAGUUGUGGGUGGUAGCACAGCCAUCGCUGAGGUUCAGUUUGGUGACUACAUCUUCCCAGCAUAUGACCAACUUGUCAAUGAAGCAGCAAAAUACCGUUACCGAAGCGGAAAUAUGUUCAACUGCGGUGCUCUUACCGUGCGAGCCACUUAUGGUGCUGUAGGACAUGGAGGCUUGUAUCAUUCGCAAAGUCCUGAAGGAAACUUUACCCACACACCUGGACUGAAGAUAGUGAUUCCACGCGGACCCGUGCAGGCUAAAGGUCUUCUUCUGUCAUGCAUUCGAGAUCCCAAUCCAUGUAUCUUCUUCGAACCAAAGGUUCUUUAUCGACUGGCUGCUGAAGAGGUACCCACUGGGGAUUAUAUGAUUCCAUUGAGUAAAGCGGAUGUUGUCAGAGAAGGAAAGGAUGUCACGAUAGUAACCUGGGGUACCCAGGUGCAUGUAGCACUUGAAGCAGCACAGUUAGUUAAGGAAAAGCUAAAUAAGAGUGUGGAGGUAAUUGACUUAGAGACCAUUGCUCCUUGGGACGAAGAGACUGUGGCAAAGAGUGUGACGAAGACCGGUAGGCUCAUAGUAUCCCAUGAAGCACCUAUGACUUCUGGCUUCGGAGCAGAGAUAGCAGCUUCAAUACAGCGCCGAUGCUUCUUGAACCUUGAGGCACCAAUCGAACGGGUUUGCGGUUUCGACACCCCUUUCCCUCACGUUUUUGAGCCAUUCUAUCUUCCAACCAAAUGGAGAUUACUAGACGCCGUUAAGAAAUUGUUGAAGUACUAGUAAACUUGAAGCCAUCCAUCUCUUCCUUAUCGGCUGGAUCGGUUGAACUUCUAAGCUUUUUUAGAGCUUUGCAUUUUUUCGCAUUUCUUCUUCCUUCGCUUCCCGCAGAGAUUCUAUAACUUUUAAAUUUUCUUGUUUCAUUGGUGCAUUGCCUUUCAGGUGUCAUUUUAUUCUCAUCCGCUCCGGAAUAGGUGAUGGUUGCUAGAUAUAGCUAUGCUUAGGUCUUCUUUUGCUAGGUGAAGCUUUCUUGACCCAAGUAACGGUCAUUAAUGCUGUUGCAAAAACA
Molecule: messenger RNA, 1548 nt
Organism: Cylicocyclus nassatus
Lineage: Eukaryota; Metazoa; Nematoda; Chromadorea; Rhabditida; Strongylidae
Source: the annotation of a GenBank genome assembly